AUGCCGAAGUCAAGGCAAAAGGAAAAAUUUCUGUUUCUGAAGCAUAUUCUUGAAGAAUCGAGCAGCGAAAUGGAAAAUGAUGGAGGGAAAGAUACAGACAAAGCUUCUUCAAAGAAUGAUAAAAGUGAUAAAAAAGAAUCAGAGAAAUCAAGAAAGGAAAGCAGUGGUCCUGUUGGAAAAUAUCCCGUGUUGUUCAGGAAAGUUUGCAAGAACAAGGGAUGUCAAACAAGACUCUCUGCCUUUCCACUAUUUCCCCUACCCGAAGAAACAGAAUGGAUAAGUGAAGACGAAGCAGAGGGGAAGAAAUCGAAAGCUCUGAAAAAGAGAAAUAAGAGAAAUAAAUCUGUGAAAGACUCAAACAAACAGUCUGUGCAAUCUGAUGAGGAUUACCGCGAAUCUGCAAAGGUGGACAGUAAAGUGAAAAAUUCAGAUGGUACAAGGAAGAACUUUAGAUCCGAACAUCAGCUAGAAGAGACUGAUAAUCCGGUUUUGCAGGCUUGGCUUCAUAAGAAGGUUAUUGUGGCCCGAAAGCAGAGAAAAGUUGAGCGAAAGGAGAGGCGAGCGAAAAAGGCUGCACUGGAAGAGGAAGCUAGAAUAAAAGCUGAAAGAGAAGUAGAGUGUAAUGAAAAAGUGGGAGAAUGGUUCAAAAGAAAGCGCAAAGAGUCAAGAAUGUUAUGGAGGAAAAACCGCACCAGGGUUGGGCCACAAAAUUUGGACGCCACUCUGAAUGGAGGCUCAUCCCCACAGCCACCCCCUGAGUACAGGGUUGUUAGGAGCUUUAAGUGUACUGAGCCCUCCCCUGUGAUAGAUAAGACUGUUGGGGACAACACAAAUGAAAGCAACACAAAGGAUAUAGAAAAUGUAUUGUCAAAAACACCAAUUGCCUCUUGCAAAAAUGGUACGGAUAAGCUUGACAUUCAGAAGACUGAUGAUAAAACAGAUCAAACUGGCAAUAGUUGUGAAAGUCAAGUAAAUAAUGUGAGAAAAGCAAAGCAUCGACCAAAGACUGCUAUCAACCACAGUGAAACUAUGUCAUCUCCACGACCUAAAACAGCAACAAAAAGACCAAAGACUGCAACAGAGAAGACAGCAAAAAAAACAUCAGCCACGCCAGCAAGUGAUUCAACCAAGAAAAUGCAGUCGCUAAGCUAUGAUGAAUGGUUGAAAGUCAAAAGAGGUGAAGACAAAGACAAGGACAUUCAGAAAAAACGAGAGUUGAUUGAUGCUCACUUAGAAGCUGUUAUAAAGGAACUGGGAAAGAAGCGGGUGGAAAAAAUAAUGUCUCCAAGGAAACAGGUUGAUACAGGCUUGAAGAGGGAUUCACGCUUGACAGAACCUGUUGGGCCAUUGGCCGGCUCAAAAACAAAGAAAAGCAGUCAAUACAGAUGGAUAUCGAGUAAAAAGCCCAGACCUGAACCACAGGGAUGUGACUAUCCAGAAACUCAGGGAACUGACAAGGCUGCAACAUCAUGUAAUCAACUUAUAGAUAAACACAGUUAUGCAAAAGGUGGAGGUUCAACAGCUCCUGUCAAUCAUGAUCAUAGUACUGCUGAGACUUGCAAACAACCCAAUAAAGUUCAAAUCUGCCGUGAAAUUGAUGAAAAGUAUAAUGAGCUUAAGCCAUCAAUUGAAAAAGUCAAAGACAUACUUGAUGCAGAGAUAAAGAAGUUAAAAGAAUCAAGAGAUAGUUCUGCAAAUGAGCUGGACCAGUCUAGUGUUCAACAGGUAGGACAUACACAUAGAGCUAGACCAAAAUCUGCACGGCCUUCGUCUGCUAGACCAACUACAGCUAAGUCAUGUUCUUCUUCAAAGGCUGGUAAUGAAUAUUUGACAGAUGGGCAAGCUAAAAAGAUUGCAUCAGAUCUUGAUGUCCUUGGUUUGUGCAAUGAUGAUGAUGAUGAUGAUGAUGCAGGAAAGGAGAGUGGUAGUUCAGAGGCUGAAGCUGACAAACAUGAUAUAAGAACAACUGUAAGGGAGAACUAUUUUGACUAUGGAAGCGAGGUAGACCUACCAACUCUAGAAACACCUGAGGUUGUUCAGUGA
Messenger RNA from Porites evermanni, 2043 nucleotides. The record is from the annotation of a GenBank genome assembly. Lineage: Eukaryota; Metazoa; Cnidaria; Anthozoa; Scleractinia; Poritidae.